Schizosaccharomyces japonicus yFS275 is the source of this 1813-nucleotide messenger RNA. RefSeq names its product fungal protein. Bases 22 to 663 code for a protein of 213 amino acids. The transcript has a single exon. Lineage: Eukaryota; Fungi; Ascomycota; Schizosaccharomycetes; Schizosaccharomycetales; Schizosaccharomycetaceae. The record is from RefSeq and is a predicted model, not a curated record.
GGUGCAGUUAAUUAUCCACAGAUGGCCAUUCAUUGGGCUAUGUACGGUGUAAUGCCGUUUUUGGCAGGGUUAGCAUCUUCUGUUUACAGACGGAGCCGGGUAUACCAUGCCUCAAGAAGCUUGUCUUCAAGUGGGAAGAACAUUGCAGACAUGGUUCAUUCAAAAAAGGCAGUUGACAUGGUGAACAAUGCAUACGCUGAGAUGAAGGAACAAAUUUCUGUUCAGGAACAUGAACCUCUAUUUCGCUCGCACUACGUCUCAACUUUUCUAUCGUUCCGUGAUGGUUUGCAACCCGUGUUCAAGACGUUCUACGAUCCCACCAGGAACGAGUGGAUAAGUGUUGCGCGAAUGGGAAAGGCCAUGUCUGGUUACCAGAAGAUGACUCACGGCGGUGCAAUUGCAACAUUAUUGAUCGAAUGUUUAGAAACAACACGGAGCUUGUCAAAAAAACCGCUUGAUGAGAUUCAGGAGCCAAGCGAUCCUGUGUACCAUGAAGACUUUCGCUCGACGAUUCCAUCGUACGGUAUUCAAUACUACAAACCCAUUUCCGCCGGAUCCUGGGUGCUUAUUCGCGUUCGCGAUAAUGUCGCUACACUUUAUGAUGCUAAGCGACAAAAAUUGGCUCAGGCUGUCGACAAGACAAUGUCUCCUACGCCAGCGUAGUGAAUUUAUGACACUGAAGAAUGCAAGAGUGACAUUUUAAUGAAACUCCAAGAAAAAAUAAGAAUAUCGGCUUUUUGAGACCCUUUUACCUAAAUGCCCGCAAUGCCUCCAAACUGAUAUGAGAAGCAUAAUUUUUGAAAAGGUCAAGUAGAAAGUCUCGACUACUUUGGGUAUCGAGUGAGCCAAACUUCACAAUAGUAACUCCUCGAAUGCAACAAGCUGUCCACAGCACUACUGGCCGUUCUUCUGCUUUCAUGGUUUUAUUCAAGCGGUCAAGCUUCCAUCGCUGAUGUUCUAACAACUGCUCACUUAGUUGUCUAAACUGUGGCCCCACCAGAAAAAGCGUGCCCACACACUCAAAAUGUUCCAUUCUAUCCGCAAUGGGACAAGCCGAGAGUGGGUCUUGUUUAACAAGUUUAAGCACAUCUCGGACCAGAGUCUUUCCAUCUCUCUGAAUAAUGUUUUUGGAGACGUAGGAAGUCAUAUCCCAUCGUUCGUUCAGCAAGCUGCGACCGUUCACCAUCCAGUCGAGUAACGCUAAACUGCAAGUAUCAUCUGCUAAUUCACAAACCUGUGUCUGUGUGUAGACACUGUCUGCAAACGGUUGCACAGGGUCGGGAAGUGAGAGACAUGUCGCUUGUGAGCCAAUGCGGAUUUUUAUAUUUUGAGUUGAAGGUCCCUUACCGGCAAUUGUCUUAAACACUUUCGUGCUGCCCUGUGUUUGGAUACUCAGUACACAAAGAUCUCCGAUAGAAAUCCGAAGCUGAACUUCGUCGCCAGCGACGAGUCCACCACCAUAAUUGAGCACAUAAAGAGUUGUAAACGUCGAGGUCGACUUUGGUACAAUUAAUUUCAGCGGAUAAGUAAACUUGAUACGCCGAACAGUCUCAACAUUUCCUGCUUUUUCAAGUUCAAACAGUCCGACGCUGGCUUGCGGCUUUUCAGUCUCAAGCGUCCUGGUCAUUUUUGGUGUAGUAAUCUGUACAGGGGCGUCUCACCCUUCCUAAUGAACUCCUCCACAUUUUUGAAGUAGGUUAUCAGCGAAAUAGUAGCAAGAUAGACAAAUAACAUCGCGGGAUAAAUUUCAAUGUAUGCAUCUUUUUGUUAAAUUUUUGCGGUUAUUCCAAGACACUUUUUGUUGUAUACUUUU